AUGAGUGACGAAAGUGUGCCGCGUGUUAUUGUAUUUGACCUAGACGGAACACUAUGGGCCCCGGAGAUGUUUGAGUUGUGGGGCGGUGGUGGGGCGCCGUUUAAGGCGGACCCGAAGGACCCAAACGCGGCCAUUGAUAAGGCCGGGACGAAAGUGCGCCUCCUUGGGGAGACACGGGAGCUGCUGCAGAAACUUUUUACCGAUCCGAAAUGGAGCUCCACGUCGCUGGCGCUUUCGUCCACGUGCGAUGAGCCCCGCUGGGCAAUGGAGCUCCUACAUCUUUUUCGCUUUACCGACAGCUCUGGAAAGCAGGUGCCGAUGCUCACACUUUUUGGGGACCUUGUGGAGAUUUACGCCGCCAACAAGGCAAGUCAUCAUCGCACGAUUCUUCGCAAGCUAAAAGAAAGAAACGCUGACAUCAGCGACGACUUCUCUCAAUUUAUCUUUUUCGACAACCAAACGAACAAUGUUGAGAGUGUCUCCAAAAUUGGCGUGAUGAGUGUGUACUGCCCGAGAGGCAUGGUGGCAGGCGUGUUUGCCAGGGGCAUACAGCAGUGGCGGGAGAGGCAGAAGAAGUGCGCCUUGUAA
Trypanosoma conorhini is the source of this 588-nucleotide messenger RNA. Its product is annotated as 4-nitrophenylphosphatase. The record is from RefSeq and is a predicted model, not a curated record. Bases 1 to 588 code for a protein of 195 amino acids. Gene Ontology annotation, molecular function: acid phosphatase activity. NCBI's taxonomy places the organism in Eukaryota, Euglenozoa, Kinetoplastea, Trypanosomatida, Trypanosomatidae. The transcript has a single exon.